Panthera uncia (snow leopard) is the source of this 1122-nucleotide messenger RNA. RefSeq names its product dolichyl-phosphate mannosyltransferase subunit 1, catalytic (gene DPM1). Gene Ontology annotation, molecular function: dolichyl-phosphate beta-D-mannosyltransferase activity. Gene Ontology annotation, cellular component: endoplasmic reticulum membrane. The coding region runs from base 320 to 1102 and encodes 260 amino acids. Gene Ontology annotation, biological process: protein O-linked glycosylation via mannose; GPI anchor biosynthetic process. The record is from RefSeq and is a predicted model, not a curated record. The transcript is spliced from 9 exons. NCBI's taxonomy places the organism in Eukaryota, Metazoa, Chordata, Mammalia, Carnivora, Felidae.
GCCCCUCCCGGAAGUUGUCCUGAAGAGCAUUUCCGCUUCCGGCUUGCCGUCUCCUAGCGACUGGAAUAAACUAAAUAAUUUUACGGAGCUGGGGAAAAAAGCGAAAACUAGACAUGCACCUCCUGAAGAAACCCUAAGAUUCAAGUUUAAAGAUUUAUAGUUCCUGGAUAUUUCCAACGGAACCAUGAGGAGAGCCUUAGGAGAACUAGAACCUGGCCACAUGGACUGUCCCCCUCUUCCCGAAUUUCGUACGGUCCGACCCGCCCCUUCCCGCGCCACGUGACGUCAUUCCGUUUCCGGCGUCUCGCGCAGUUCCGCCAUGGCCUCCGAGGAAGCGAGCGGCAGCCCUCGUAGGUCUCGGCGGGAGCCGGAGGGGCGCGUCCCGCGACAGGACAAGUAUUCGGUGCUUUUGCCCACUUACAACGAGCGCGAGAACCUACCGCUCAUCGUGUGGCUGCUGGUGAAAAGCUUCUCCGAGAGUGGAAUCAGCUAUGAAAUUAUAAUCAUAGAUGAUGGAAGCCCAGAUGGAACAAGGGAUGUUGCUGAACAGUUGGAGAAGAUCUAUGGGUCAGACAAAAUUCUUCUAAGACCACGUGAGAAGAAGUUAGGACUGGGAACUGCAUAUAUUCAUGGAAUGAAACAUGCCACAGGAAACUACAUAAUAAUUAUGGAUGCUGAUCUCUCACACCAUCCAAAAUUUAUUCCUGAAUUCAUUAGGAAGCAGAAGGAGGGUAAUUUUGACAUUGUCUCUGGAACUCGCUACAAAGGAAAUGGAGGUGUAUAUGGCUGGGAUUUGAAAAGAAAAAUAAUCAGCCGUGGGGCCAAUUUUAUAACUCAGAUUUUGCUCAGACCAGGAGCAUCUGAUUUAACAGGAAGUUUCAGGUUAUACCGAAAAGAAGUCCUACAGAAAUUAAUAGAAAAAUGUGUUUCCAAAGGCUAUGUCUUCCAGAUGGAGAUGAUUGUUCGGGCAAGACAGUUGAAUUAUACUAUUGGCGAGGUUCCAAUAUCAUUCGUGGAUCGCGUUUACGGUGAAUCCAAGUUGGGAGGAAAUGAAAUAGUCUCUUUCUUGAAAGGAUUAUUGACUCUUUUUGCUACUACAUAAAAAGAAAGUUAUUCAUUAUA